AUGAUUGUUGCCUAUCUCCUCUUCCCCGCUUUGUGGAUUGGAACUCCAUUAUGCAAAUUCUUAUUGUCGGGAGGCGACAGGUCUGCCGAGACAGAUUCUAAUUUAGGGGAUGCAGAUGAUGAGAUUGACAAUUUCCCCAGUGUUGAGGCUGUCGAUACCGAGGUGGACUCUAAGGAACUCCCCUCAUCUUCCUCUCAUGUACCUCCUAGUGCUGACAAGGGUAAGGGCAAGGUGAGUGAGGUUGGGAUUCCUGAUAGUACAGCAGGUAUGGAGGCUGCCUUCAGGCAUGCUGCGCUUGUAGGUCCCAAUGGGGUGGAUCCUAUUCUCAUGGAAGCUCUUAGUGCUCGUUUUGAUUUUUAUUAUAGUGUUCAUCCCUAG
Ilex paraguariensis (yerba mate) is the source of this 378-nucleotide messenger RNA. Lineage: Eukaryota; Viridiplantae; Streptophyta; Magnoliopsida; Aquifoliales; Aquifoliaceae. The record is from the annotation of a GenBank genome assembly.